Phyllostomus hastatus (greater spear-nosed bat) is the source of this 156-nucleotide messenger RNA. Its product is annotated as 60S ribosomal protein L39-like. Gene Ontology annotation, biological process: translation. Lineage: Eukaryota; Metazoa; Chordata; Mammalia; Chiroptera; Phyllostomidae. The transcript has a single exon. Gene Ontology annotation, cellular component: ribosome; cytosolic large ribosomal subunit. The record is from RefSeq and is a predicted model, not a curated record. Gene Ontology annotation, molecular function: structural constituent of ribosome. The coding region runs from base 1 to 156 and encodes 51 amino acids.
AUGCCUUCUUACAAGACUUUCAAGAUUACAAGUUUCCUGGCCAAGAAACAAAAGCAGAAUCAGCCCAUUCUCCAAUGGAUUCCGAUGAAAACUGGCAAUAGAAUCAGGUAUAACUCCAAGAAGAGACAUUGGAGAAGAACCAACCUGGGUCUGUAA